AUUUUAAAAUUUUUUGUACUUAAAAUAUGAUAAAUAUAAAUUUCGUUCAAUAUUAUGCAAUUAUACUGUUUAAACAAACAAUAUAUUAAAAAUAAAUGCAAUCAGGCAUUUCGAUAAUCAAUUUCAUCAUGUACAAAAUAAACGAAAAAUAUUUCUUGAUUUUAUUAUAAAUUACAAUAGAUAGUAAGAUGAAUAUUGAUAUAUAUUCCUAUACUAUAUCCAUCCAAUCACAAGUCAUGAUAACGAAUAUAGUUACUGGCUUUUGUCCAUAAUGAUCCGGAUGUUCCUAAUUUUAUCAAUCCAGAAUCUUUUAUCGCACGUACUGAUUUUCUCGAUUGCUUCUUAUUACUUUGUUAUCGAAGACAAUUCAAUUCUUUUAUGUUAUAAAUACGCAAUCACAAUGCAUUUCCGAAUAUAUAUACAUAUGUAUAUAUAUAUUUAUAUAUGUAUAUAUAUAUAUAUAUAUAUAUUAUUAUUAUUCAUUUUAUAUAAUCAAGACAUAAGCACAUCGCUGUUAGUUUUUUUAUGUAUCAGUUUCCAUCAACGCGAAUUUUGAUACGUAACAUCGUAAAACGUAUAAAACUUGGGUGAUCGUAUAAUGAAUUCAUGUCGCGCGCCAUCAGUGCGUAAAUAGUAUGAAAUGAUCGUUCGUGGCGCGCGUAUAAACUGUGCAGCACGGUGCCAUAGUGCCGUUCAUUGAUUGCGCUUGUCCGGUGCCAUAUUCCACGUUCCAGAGCGUGGCGUUUAUUGCGCAAAAUCCAAUCACUAGAGUUUCGCCAUUUUUGUUGACCAUUCAGUAGUUUCACCGAAAACGGCUAUAAGCUAGUCUGGUCGACAAAUUGGUCAUGCUUGAUACCUAAAUAUCGAUUCAUCUCGAUUAGGAUCGAGAACCGCGAUUAAAUUCCUCGAAACGUUAGAAUUCUUGCCGUUUUCUUCUUUUUUUACGAUAUUAUUUUAUUUAUACAAAUACAUAUUGUAUCUACAUACAUAUAAAAGUAUUUUGAUUGUUCCUACGAAUUUUGCGAUUGAAUUACCCAUCAGUAACACAAGUUUGAUAUAUUCUUAAUUCCUCACCAUGAAAUAACAAUACGAAAUCUUUAUUUUUGCAAUGAAAUUUGAGUCAAAUGAUUUCUCCGCAUGCUUCGUUGUGCAAUUUUAGAUCCGUGGGAAUAAAAUAGUGGGAUAAAAACGAACGAGGAAAAGGGAAAUAGAAAAAAAAUCGGCAGACGAAUACGAGACAUACUAAAAUUUCUAAUACGCACGAUUCUCAAGAUUUUAUAAACCUACUGUUCAUUUCUCUGUUCUAUACUAUUUUUAGCGCGUGCAUAGGCACUGAGAAGUUCGAACGAUUUCACAGUAAUAGAAGCCAGCAAACAUGCAAUUGCGUAAAUCGUGCAAUGUCUGUCAAUGACACAAGUAUUGGAUUGAGAGUUUGCAGGAAAAAUAGAAAAAUAAUAAACAAGAUGCCACAACGUGUUAAAAGUGUGUCUAACGAAAACAAAACACAAAUCAAGGAAGAAGCUUCCACGUCGUCCGUUCUUUCUGAGAAUACCGAUGACGAUGACCCAAAUGUAGCCGAAGUUGUUUUAUCAAACAAGGGAGGACCGAAGUUAAUUCAUCAUGGCUAUAUGUACACACUGCAUAAAAAGCAACCAUACAAUAUCCGAUGGAGAUGCGUCGGCAGAACUAUGCAUUGUAGAGGCAGUCUUAUCACAACUACGAGUUGCACGAAACCAAGGGUGCGUAUGGAACACAAUCAUAAACCAGAUUUUGCGGCUGCUCAAGUUGCCAGGAAACGUUACUUGGCUCUUGGUAAACCUUGUGUGCUAACAAAUAUUGAAGGGAAUACUGACAAUUCUAUAAACGUACCACAACGAGUAGUUCAUAUAGAAAAUGAUUUAUCAGAGGAGAAAAAAGAGAGGAGACCGAAGACACGAGCCACAUCUAGAAAAAUAUUACAAUCACCUUCUUCAAGUAAUUCAACUGGCAAAACUAUAAGAAUAGCAGCACAGUCCUUGGUAAGAUCUCAUAUUAGAAACAUUGCACCAGCACCUAUAUCACAGCAGCAACAACAGCAACGUCAACCAAAGACUCUUGUGUUAAAAACAAUCCCCUUAAAAGUAAAGCAAGUUGCACCUACAACCAUUAAAAUGCCACCACGACAAACUAGUCAAGGAGUACCUCAUAAUAUUGUACAUCAACAACCUACAGAGGUUUGUUUGAGAUGGAACAGUUAUCAUAGUAACAUGCAAAACAGUUUUCCAUCUUUAUUGGAUUCUGAACAGUUUGUUGAUGUUACAUUGGCUUGCGAAGGCCGUUCGUUAAAGUGUCAUAAAAUGAUAUUGUCAUCCUGUAGCGAUUAUCUCGCAGAUUUAUUACGAGAAAAUCCAUGUCAACAUCCAAUUAUUUUAAUGAAAGAUCUUAAAUUUUGGGAAGUUGAAGCACUAGUCAAAUUCAUGUAUCGCGGAGAAGUGAACGUAGCUCAUGAUAAACUGCCCCAACUAUUAAAUGCAGCCGAAGCAUUACAAGUGAAAGGAUUAGCUGGACCCAAUCCUUCUUCACAGAAUUCAAAACCACCUUUACUUAUUCCACAAUCAAAGCCAAUAGUAUCUCAACCAGUUUCGCGAAUCGCUUCAGAGACCAAAGAGAAAGCUUCCACUUCCGGAGUUUCUACGCUUUCUAGUCCUAAACGUGCGCAAAAACGACAACAUUCAGAACCAAUUGAACCAAAACCCUUUACUAAAAUACGUUUACAACGACCUGUUACACCUACAUCACCGACUACUACUGUUAAACUUGAACCUUUAGAUAUUCCUCUUAGUCCUACAGAGAUAUUUCCUGAAAAUAAUGAAGACAGUUCAACUCCGUCGAACUUUGACAAACUUAUGAGUUUACAUGAAGAAGAUGAUCCAGGUGGUAAUGAAGCUAUUGAUGGUGAAAGAGAAAUUAAUUUCUGUGAGAUACCUGAACCGCCCGAUAUAAAUGAUAGCGAAGAUCAAAUGGAAUUCGUACCUACGGACUUUUUAGAACAGGAACAAGAUAUAGUCGAAGAAACUGAAAUAGCCACGAACAAAGAUUGCAAAGAAGAAACUAGAGAAGAUAGUUCUGUUGAACUUGAAGUCGGCGAAGGAAAUGGAGUGAAAAAAGAACAAUGUUCAAAAGAAAAAAAACCAGUUUAGUAAGAUGAUCAGUGAAUUCAGUACUUGGUUUGUUUAAUGAAAUAAGAUCUAUGUUUGAUUUUUUUUAAAUAGAUUUUUAGAAUUAUCCAGUAUUGUCAUGAGAUCUUUAUUCUCCAUUGAACAUUGAUUUCGAUUAUUUUCUUUUUUUUUCAGAAUUAAUACAAAAAAGAAUAAUGUAUAUAUUAUUUUUAUGAUAAUGUUUUACAAAAUUUAUCGUUAUAAUAGAUUAAUUUGAAAAUUCUAUUUUAUUUAUAUUUGAUCAAUUAAAAUACAGUAUGAAGUUGUAUAAUGAUAUGUCAUUUAUUCAAAGUAAUAUGGCAAAUAUUUCAUCUACAUUGUAAAUAGAACGUAAACGAAAAAAGUAAAACUAUUUUUACCACUUAUUAUAUGAAUCGUAGUGACUACGAUAUAUAUCGGAUAUCUUUCGAAUAUUUUCUCCAAGUACACGGUUCAAAACUGAUAUUUCUAUACAAAAAAUAAUGCCAGAAGAUAUAAUUGAAGUAAAGAUUACUAAUUAAUUGUAUAUAGUUACAAAAGUACCUAUAACUAAUUUUAGUUUAAUCAUAUAAUUAAAAAUUUGAGUUUGACAUUGACGUUUAAUUAUUAUAACGUCUUUAAUUAUUAUAAUAUCUUUAAUUAUUACAAUUUAUUUGUUAAAAAAACUCGAUCUACACUUUUAUAUUAUAAUCUUGUAAUUCGCAGAUUAACUUCAAUAAUCAAGUAGAAGUUGAUCAAUCAUUUUAAAUAAUGCAAUUUUUACUUUGAAUCAUUGUUGAAAAUUUACAGAUUACUUUUCUAUUUCUAUUACAAAUAUGCUAACAACAUAUAAAGAAUGUUGCUUCUUUAAUGAAAAGUUGUACCUGUUAACUUGAAAAGUGUUUGCAGUAUAAUCUAAUGAAGAAACAGUACAACAAAUAAAUGUUUUUUUGUGUUUUAUUUUUUUUUUUUUGUUUAUUCUAUUCUUUUAUUAUAUAUAUUGUAUGUAUGCAUUAUUUGAAAUGGUAUGUCUGAUUUUACUAAUAAAUUAAUAAAAAAUCAAUGCAUUUAUAAUAUAUUAAUCAUAAAAAAUUAAUAUUAUAUCAAAUUGCAAAAUUAAUAAAUUGAUAACUGAAUGUUAUAUUUUUUAUUACAUUGUAAUCUUUUUCUUAGAUUUUUAAAGAUUAUUAUGUAUAUUUUUUCCAAAAAAAUUAUUAUACCUGUAUGUAAGCGUUAUGUAAAAGUAACAUUCUACGUAUAUGGUAUAUAUUACAUAGAAACUAGAGGCAAAAUUUUAUUGUAAAAAUCUAUAUAUGAUUGGAAAGUAUAUGUACAUUGUAACAUGUGAAAUUAUGUCUUAUAAAUAAAUUGCUAUAAUAGUACAUA
Molecule: messenger RNA, 4541 nt
Organism: Apis laboriosa (Himalayan honeybee)
Lineage: Eukaryota; Metazoa; Arthropoda; Insecta; Hymenoptera; Apidae
Product: protein jim lovell-like
Exons: 8
Coding region: 1398-3179 (593 amino acids)
Biological process (GO): regulation of transcription by RNA polymerase II
Cellular component (GO): nucleus
Molecular function (GO): DNA binding; protein binding
Source: RefSeq, a predicted model, not a curated record